Racocetra fulgida is the source of this 546-nucleotide messenger RNA. The record is from the annotation of a GenBank genome assembly. Lineage: Eukaryota; Fungi; Glomeromycota; Glomeromycetes; Diversisporales; Gigasporaceae.
AUGAUAACCGGACCAUUUGCCGAAAGCCAACAGAUGGAUACAAUUUAUUAUGAUAAUCGCCGUAUACCCAAAAUAACAAUAUCAGAUUAUUGCACACCAGAAAUAUUUGCAUUAAUAUUGGAAUUUAUUUAUACCGAUAAAUGUGAUAUUCCACCUAACCUUUCAUAUAAAGUCCUUAUAGAAGCAGACAAAUUUUUACUUGAUAAGUUGAAAUCACUUGCAUCGAUAGUGUUGACUAAUCAGUCAGAACCACUUGAAGAUAUUUAUACGCUGAUGAGCGCCGCAAUUGAUUUAAAUGUUUAUAGAUUAGAACAAUGGUGUUCGCGAUGGUUUGCAGAACACAUUGAAGAAGUUUUGGAAGAUCAACGAUUUUUAGAAAUGAUCCAAGAAUCAGCACACAGGUUAUCAAAAAAAUAUGGAGUGCUUGAAGAUAAUCUAGAUAAAAAUGGAAGGGUUAGCGAAGAGAGUUUUACGUGGGAAGUUGAAUAUAAUCAAAUUCUUGAAAGAAUUGAUAAAGUUUUAGAACAAUUGGAACUUGAUGCUUAA